This is a messenger RNA of Phaeodactylum tricornutum CCAP 1055/1, 871 nucleotides long. RefSeq lists its product with no specific name. The record is from RefSeq and is a predicted model, not a curated record. NCBI's taxonomy places the organism in Eukaryota, Bacillariophyta, Bacillariophyceae, Surirellales, Neidiaceae. The coding region runs from base 73 to 561 and encodes 162 amino acids. The transcript has 2 exons.
GAGUGUACAAAGUAUUCUCCGCAUCUUUCCUAUCUUCAAGUUGUUUCGUUGGGGUUGUCAGAUACCGUCAUCAUGAAGCUUUCUUCUUCCGUUAUCGCUGCCGCCCUCCUGCUGGUGCAAGCGCAGUCUUUUAUGCCUACACUGUCGACUGGUACCAAGUCUACCGCGUUCUUCGCCAAGGCGAACCCCUGGAAGGACCAGAACAUUGACGGCUACGAAGCGGACGUCGGUGGGCCCAAGGAAGGCCCCAAGAAGGUCCCGUGGAAGGAUCAGAGCGUGGACGGCUACGAAAUCGAUGUGGGUCUCAAGAAAGGCGAACCCGGACGCAAGGAAUCCGCACCCUACAACAAGGGCGACGAUACCCCCACCAGUUGGAGCGGUGAAAAGUCUCCCCGUACCGUCGCUCCCCGGGACAAACCCGCUGCCACGCCCUGGAAAGGACAGAACAUCGAUGGAUACGAAGCGGAUGUCGGUGGCAAGCAAGAAGGACCCAAGAAGGUCCCGUGGAAGGAUCAGAACAUUGACGGCUACGAGAAGGACGUCAAGAGCCGCAAGGAUUAAGUCAAAUCCGUUUGGCAUAUUCCUGUCUUCGCCGCCGUGACUGUGGGGUGGUGAUUGGCAAACAAGCUUUACCGCGAAUACCGAUACAUAGGGACUAUAAGAUUCUCUAUAAAACAUAGUGUACGAGACAACCCUUCUCUGUUGCACCGAGAUUGUCUUUGGGUAGAGUACGAAUGGUACAACUGACGAGCGAAAAUUCGAAGCAGCGUUCGAGUCCUAGUAUCUGUGUCCACUACAAGUGGCAAGAGACCGACUGGCGUAGAACCAUAGGUGGCUUUUAUAAUAUUAACCUCGGUACAAUGCAAGUGUC